AUCCACUGGAACGUCGCCGCUGCGACGACUCCGCGCUGUGGUGCUCCCAAGGAUCUUAUGGUGCUAUGGUCCACGGGAUGCAGGUUAAAAACCUACUAAGCUGGUAGCAGUAAGCACGCAGCUCAUCAUGUCCGGCACACGGCCUCCCUCAGGGUCUGGUAUUACGAGCCGCAUUUCAAUAGUAAGGCAUAGCAUUCAGGCGGAUCUUAGCCGUCGCGGCGGCAUUCUGCUUCCACUCGUCGCUGCUGCGGCGCUUACUGCUACCGUCUUCGCUUAUUUUGCGUUUUUCGAAGUCCAGCCUAGUAGCGCCCGCGGCCUGCUUUUUCGAGAUUAUUUCCGGGAUUCCGGUCGAGGAAGGUCCGUUGGACCGUCCUCUUUCCCUCCAAACGUGUGCGAAACGGGGCGGAACUGUAGCGGCACGUUGCUGGAUGAAUAUGUUUAUACCGCGGAUGCGGAAUUUAGCUGGGAGGACACGGGUAACCGCAUGCGAGCCAAGGAGCGGGGGGGGUGGUGGACGGGGUAUGUGCUGCUGGUGACAACCCUGCGGUGGCUCAACGAAUCCGUUACAGACAGAUCCGUUUGGUGGCACCACCUGACGCUUAUUGCGCCAGACGACAUGCGGAACGCCAGCAAGGGUCUAGUGCUGUUCUUCGUGGGGGCGGGGUGGAACACCCCGCGCAGAUGGGAGAGGGCCGUCCGCGUUCCCAAAAGUAGCGACGUCUUCAUCCGCGUUGCUGCCCCCAUGGUGGUGGAUCUGGGCAUACUCGGCGUGAUGCUCCACGAAAUACCCAUGAUGCCCAUCAGCUUCUACUCCAGCCCUCCUGGUGUCAGCAGCCAACGCUUGAUAGAGGAGGAGCUCCCUGCAUUCACCCUGGCCAUGGCCUUUCACGACCCCACCACCCCCGAGUGGCCCAUCUUCCUGCCCAUGGCCAAGUCGGUCAUCCGAGGCAUGGAUGCCGUGCAGCUGGCUGCCAGGGAGCUGCUGCCUCACGUGCCGGUGGAAGGGUUUUUGGCUGUAGGCGUGAGCAAGCGAGCUCUCGCAGCAUGGCUCUCUGCAGCGCUUGAUAAGCGAGUGGUGGCCUUCAUAUCCUACGGCUUCGAUCUCAUCAACUUCGGGCCUAACAUUCAGCAUCUGAUCGACUCCACUGGCGCCAUGCCCGUUCUGGCCCGCUUCUACGCGGACUACAACGUGACCAGCGUGCUGGACUCGCCACAGAUGAGAAGAAUCCUGAGCUACACAGACCCUUAUAAUUUCCGGGACCGCCUGACCAUGCCCAAGCUGCUUAUUUCUGCCUCAAAUGACGAGGUCUGCUACAUGGACGACACCUACUAUUACCUCAAGGACCUUCCACCACCCACAUUUCUCAAGAUCGUUGCCAACCUCGAGCAUGAUGCCAUUCAAAUGUCCCAAUGGGCCUACGAUGCGUCCAUCUCCUUCCUCUCCUCUCUCCUCCACGCCAACUCCUCCUGUGCCUCUCUCCCCGCCUCCUCCCGCCCCUCCCUCACCUGGGCCCGCCCCACCACCCCCACCACCCCAUCCCCCCUCAACCCCCAGAAUUCUCCUGAUUUACCUGCCCCUCAGCAUUCACCUGCCCCUCAACAUUCACCUGCCCCUCAACGUUCACCUGCCCCUCAACAUUCACCUGCCCCUCAACAUUCGCCUGCUACCAGCUCACCAACGUUCCCUUCGUCUAGUCUCCCAGAGGCAGAGGCAGCUGCGGGGGGAGCAGAAAUUGCGGGAGCAGUGGGAGCAGCAGAGGGAGCAGCUGUAGCAGCCAUGCAGACCCCCCCUUGGGGCUGCGUGCCGGAGCUGCCCGCUGUCGACUGGCCUCAGCUGAGGUGGCGGUUUGAUUGGUCCACGUUCACCAUCCAUGCCACGUCAGACAGGAAGCCAUUGGCUGUUAGAGCGUGGACAGGGCGCACCAUUCUGGGCAGUAGAAGAAGGGACUUCCGGUUUUUAGUGAAGCAGGGGGUCAAAGGAUGCAUUAUCCCUUUCAAGAGUCUGCUGCCCAACUACAUUGCGAAGUUUGGCAUGCUCUGUUUCCAGCCCAUCCCCUUCCUCCUGCAUACAGUCACACCGCCUACAGUGCAAGCUGAUGGCCUCUGGCACUUCAGCUCCACAAUCCAAGACAUUCCCAAGGUGGGCUAUCGGGCACUGUUCGUUGAGGCUGAUUUUCAGCACGGAGACUUCCACAAGCCUUUUGUUUUUACCACCGAAGCCAUAAUAGCACCAAACACUCUCCCUUUUGCCCCCUGUAACAGCACAGCUUGCCUCACACAAUACGCAUAAAUCUACCAUGAAGUUGUUUUCAGCCUGGUUAGUCACGAUCAGAAUAACUAUUGGAAUAGCAAAAAAAAGAUGACUAGGAAGAGGGGGAGGGGAGAUACAAAUGCAAAGUGUUGUCCCCUCUAAGAGCUGUCCUAGUUAGGUUAGAUAUACAAAUAUGUUUGUUGACACACCCCCUAGCCUAUGUAGAGGUGUCGAGAGCAGGGCUGACGUUUCAAAAAAAACCACCCUGAGCUGUCGAAUGGGGAAAAUUUUUUACCCUGAGGGCCUAGUGUUGGUAUUUUGACUUCCCUGAUUUCUCAGUGUUCUG
Messenger RNA from Closterium sp. NIES-67, 2597 nucleotides. NCBI's taxonomy places the organism in Eukaryota, Viridiplantae, Streptophyta, Zygnematophyceae, Desmidiales, Closteriaceae. The record is from the annotation of a GenBank genome assembly.